Messenger RNA from Bradysia coprophila, 960 nucleotides. RefSeq lists its product as uncharacterized. Gene Ontology annotation, cellular component: extracellular matrix. Lineage: Eukaryota; Metazoa; Arthropoda; Insecta; Diptera; Sciaridae. The record is from RefSeq and is a predicted model, not a curated record.
CAACUAUCUAAGCGUAAUUACAUUUAAUAAAAAUUUUGAAUUUUGUGCGUUCUGUUUUCGUCCGAUUCAUUAUUUUCUGUUUACAUUCGUUUAAACCGUAAAAAUUCAGCUAAAGAAAAUGUGCAGUAUGAAGAUUACCAUUGCUCUCAUGACACUAGCCUGUGUUACAUUGGCUUACGCCGAGCCACCAGUAACAAACUACCUUCCUCCACAAGCGGCACCAUCAAACCAAUACGGAGCACCAUCAUUCGGCUCAUCUGGUUCCGGUUAUCAAUCGCAGCAAUACAACGCUCCCAGCAACUCGUACAUUCCACCUCAACAAAAUAACUACAGUCCAUCGGCAUCAUACAAUGCACCAUCUUUCGCUCCACAAUCAUCGUACGGUGCCCCUGCAGCUGGCGGUCAUGACAGCGGAUAUGGUGGAUAUGGAAACAGUGAACCAGCUCGUUACAAUUUCGAAUACAAUGUGCAAGACUACCAAUCUGGUAACGAUUUCGGACACAUGGAAUCUCGGGAUGGUGACCGAACCACUGGCAGAUAUUAUGUAUUGUUACCUGAUGGUCGUAAGCAGAUUGUCAACUAUGAAGCUGAUCAAAACGGUUAUCGACCAACCAUCACCUAUGAAGAAACCAACUCUGGUUAUAAUGGCAACAAUAACAACAACAACAACAAUAACUUCAAUGGAUACAAGAAAUAAGUGAAUUUCGUUGGUUAAUGACUAAAAUAUUGGGCAAACUGACUUCGUACCAUUCUCUUAUAAAUACAAAAUAAUAAUUUUAAGAGCUUUAAGAACUGUUAAUUCCCUUGCAGAAUGCUUUCUUUACUUCUAAUUCCCAGUAGGAGAGUGUUGGUAACAAAUAGUUUUGGUGUUAUGUACACAUGCCACACUUUUUGUACAUUUUAUGGACUGUUAUUGUUACCAGACAUGCCUCAGAUCAGAAGUAUGUAAUUUUAGCAAAA